GAAGCCAAAGUCAGACAGUCAAAUCUCUUACCAGAAUCUGAGAAAGGAGAAUUAUGUUUAUAGUCCAGUGAGCCUAGGUUGAAAAUACAAUUGCUUCCCUAUCUGUAGUCAGUAGGAUCACACUCCUAAGACAAGAAACUUACAAUUUCUGUCGACUAGGAAAAUAUGCAGCUAGCAGGUCUACCAAAUGGCAACUUUAAAAAAACUAAAGUCUGUCUCCUCCUUACCAUUGUUCCACAUUUUCUCAAAGUCUGUAGCUUUCAGAAAACAAAUGGGCAAGAACAGAGGAGGGAGGUUUGGGAGGCACGGAAGCAGGACAUUCACUUCCAGGCAGAGAGGUUUCCUCAAGUAAAGCUCUGAGUAGACAGAAAGAGCCUUUGUCACAUGCACGUUGUGGAUUUCAGCUAUUAAGGAUUUCAAGGAAUCUGGCAGAAGAAUCCCCUCUAAGUCCAGCCUGACAAUAGUAGAUAAGUGUCUACUCUCAGUGGUAUCCUAAUAAAUGCUUAACAGCCUAUUCUCCAUAUUUUUUUAAGCCCUGAUUUGUAAAGUUUGCUGAUUCCUGUGGUGUAAGCACUCCUACCAUGGCUGAUUUUCAAGCUACCAACUCAAUACCAUUGAGUGUGGAGUUGGGAAGAGAUACAUAUGGUAGGCUCUCACAAACCCCUAGAGGCAAGCUUCAGCUGAUAUCCUUACUGUCCACUAGAAACUGAGAUGAUUGGAUCACUGGUAACACAAUAUCUCUGAGGAGGAUUUAACUGGUUUCAAGAUGGAUACAAGGAAGGUAGAGUCAAAAAGCAUUCCUGUGCUUUCUCUGUAGGCCAAGACAAUCCCGAACUAAGAAUUCCAAGACUACCCUGUAUGACUCUCUCCUCACUAGAGCAUGAGCAGAGAGAAAGAACCACCACGGGGCCUUGGGGGAGAAAAUAUUCAAGUUGCAGGUCUCAUCUUUUCUGAACACCUCACCGUGUCUCCAUCCUUGGGACUCUGAACCUGGCAGCCGGACCACUUUGUCCUUGGAAUUUUGGGUGUCUUCUCUUCUGACCUUUCCUUUUUCCCUCCCCUGUUCCUGAGAACUCCUGAAGACUGUAGCAUUGUCAUGGAGUCCAGGGAAAUCUUAAGCAGCUCCCGGCAAAGGGGGGACGAGUCGGAAUUCCUGCCGGUCUCCUCUGCCAAGCCCCCAAGUGCUCCUGGCUGUGCAGGAGAACCUUUGCUCUCAGCCCCAGGGUCUGGAAAGGGGAUCUUGGUGGGCGGAGAACGCAUGGAGCCAGAGGAGGAGGAUGAACUGAGCUCCGGGCGGGAUGUGGAUUCUAACUCCAAUGCAGACAGUGAGAAAUGGGUGGCAGGAGAUGGCCUGGAAGAACAGGAGUUUUCUAUUAAGGAGGCAAACUUCACAGAGGGGAGUCUGAAGCUGAAGAUUCAGACCACAAAGCGGGCUAAGAAACCCCCAAAGAACCUGGAGAACUAUAUCUGCCCGCCUGAGAUCAAGAUCACCAUCAAGCAGUCUGGAGACCAGAAGGUGUCCCGUGCUGGGAAAAAUAGCAAAGCCACGAAGGAGGAGGAAAGAAGCCACUCCAAAAAGAAGCUCCUCACAGCCAGUGACCUUGCAGCCAGUGACCUCAAAGGAUUUCAGCCACAGGCUUAUGAGCGGCCACAGAAACACUCAGCUCUCCACUAUGACCCAGGCCUCCCACAGGACUUCACCGGUGACACCUUAAAACCAAAGCACCAGCAAAAAAGCAGCAGCCAGAACCACAUGGACUGGUCCACCAACUCUGACAGUGGACCUGCCACUCAGAAUUGCUUCAUCAGUCCAGAGGCUGGCAGAGAAACUGCAAGCACCAGCAAGAUCCCAGCUCUUGAGCCCAUGGCUUCCUUUGCCAAGGCCCAGGGUAAGAAAGGCAGCGCGGGGAGCACGUGGAGUCAGCUGUCCAGCAAUAGCAAAGAUCUGCUCUUGGGAGGUGUGGUUCCCUCCCCAAGCAACCACAGCUCACCAGCCCCACCCAGCAGCUCUGCUGAGAGCAAUGGGCUUCAGCCCUUGGUCGAUCAAGAUGGAGGAGGGGCCAAGGAACCCCCCGAACCGCCUACCACAGGCAGCAAGAAAAAGUCCAGUAAAAAAGAUGUGAUAAGUCAGACCAUACCAAACCCAGACCUGGACUGGGUCAAGAAUGCCCAGAAAGCAUUUGACAAUACAGAAGGGAAAAGGGAAGGCUACUCUGCAGAUAACGCCCAAGAGGCCUCACCAGCCAGGCAGAAUGUGAGUCCCGUCGGUAAUCCGGAAAAUGACUCAAGUCAUGUCCGGAUUACUAUCCCUAUCAAGACACCCUGUUUAGAUCCAACCAGCCACAAGAGGAAAAAGAGACAGUCCAUCAAAGCAGUGGUGGAAAAGAUCAUGCCAGAGAAAGCCCUGGCUUCUGGAAUCACUAUGAGCAGUGAAGUAGUUAAUAGGAUACUUUCCAACCCUGAGGGAACCAAGAAAGAUCCCCGUGUCCCUAAGUUGGGUAAAAUAAUAGAGAACGAGUCCCCCUCAGUUGGCCUUGAAGCAGCUGGAAAUGCUGAGAAAGUUGUCCCAGUGGGGGUGUCUAAGCAGCGGAAGCCGCCCAUGCUCAUGACGCCUUCAGCCCGCACAGAUCACUCUCCAUCAAGAAAGCUGCCGGAAAUCCAGCAUCCAAAAUUUGCUGCCAAACGGAGGUGGACGUGCAGCAAACCAAAGCCCCCCGGUAUGCUUCGGGAGGCGGUCGUGGCUACCUCCGACAAACUGAUGGUGGAGCCGCCGUCUGCUUACCCCAUCACCCCUUCCAGCCCCCUCUACACCAACACAGACAGUCUUACUGUGAUCACGCCAGUCAAAAAGAAGCGGGGACGACCAAAGAAGCAGCCUUUGCUCACGGUUGAGACGAUCCAUGAGGGGACCUCCACCAGUCCCGUCAGUCCCAUCAGCCGGGAGUUUCCUGGCACCAAGAAGAGAAAGAGACGCCGCAGUUUAGCCAAGUUGGCCCAGCUAGUGCCGGGAGAGGACAAACCCAUGAGCGAGAUGAAAUUUCACAAAAAAGUUGGAAAGCUCGGGGUGUUGGAUAAGAAGACCAUCAAAACUAUCAAUAAGAUGAAAACACUCAAGAGGAAAAACAUCCUGAACCAGAUCUUGUCCUGUUCUAGCAAUAUUGCUCUCAAGGCUAAAGCUCCCCCAGAGACCAGCCCUGGGGCCGCAGCCAUUGAGAGCAAACUGGGCAAGCAGAUUAAUGUCAGCAAGAGGGGAACCAUCUACAUUGGCAAGAAGAGGGGCAGGAAGCCAAGAGCAGAGCUGCCACCCCCAUCCGAAGAACCCAAAACAGCCAUCAAGCACCCAAGGCCUGUUUGUAGCCAGUCGGAUGUCCCAGCCGUGCCUUCCAACUUCCAGUCACUCGUGGCAUCUUCACCAGCAGCUAUGCACCCACUUUCGACACAGUUAGGUGGGUCCAAUGGCAACCUGAGCCCCGCCAGCACUGAAACCAGUUUUUCAGAGUUGAAAACUAUGCCAAAUCUCCAGCCCAUCAGUGCUCUUCCAACCAAAACCCAAAAGGGAAUUCACAGUGGGACCUGGAAGCUGUCGCCACCCAGGCUCAUGGCCAACUCACCCUCACACCUUUGCGAGAUCGGGUCACUCAAGGAAAUCACGCUGUCCCCUGUGAGCGAGUCGCACAGUGAGGAGACGAUCCCAAGCGACAGUGGCAUUGGGACAGACAAUAACAGCACGUCUGACCAAGCGGAGAAGAGCUCAGAGUCCCGACGGAGGUACUCCUUUGAUUUCUGCUCCCUGGACAACCCGGAGGCCAUUCCGUCCGACACCAGCACAAAGAACCGGCAUGGCCACCGGCAGAAGCAUCUCAUCGUGGACAACUUUCUGGCCCACGAAAGCCUCAAGAAGCCAAAGCACAAGAGGAAACGGAAAAGCCUGCAAAACCGUGAUGAUCUCCAGUUUCUGGCAGACCUGGAAGAGCUCAUCACCAAGUUCCAGGUGUUCAGGAUCUCCCACCGGAGUUACACCUUUUACCACGAGAAUCCGUAUCCCAGCAUUUUUCGGAUCAAUUUCGAUCACUACUACCCGGUGCCAUAUAUCCAGUAUGACCCGUUGCUCUAUCUUCGUAGGACUUCAGACUUGAAGUCAAAGAAGAAGCGUGGUAGGCCUGCAAAAACCAAUGACACCAUGACAAAGGUGCCUUUUUUACAAGGGUUCAGCUACCCUAUUCCCAGUGGAAGUUACUAUGCACCCUAUGGAAUGCCUUACACAUCAAUGCCUAUGAUGAACCUUGGCUAUUACAGUCAGUACCCAGCUCCUUUGUAUCUGUCGCACACACUCGGAGCAGCUUCCCCAUUCAUGAGGCCAACAGUGCCACCACCUCAGUUCCACACAAGCUCCCACGUGAAGAUGUCUGGUGCAGCUAAGCAUAAAGCUAAGCAUGGGGUACACCUGCAGGGGCCUGUUGGCAUGAGCCUCGGCGACAUGCAGCCCUCCCUGAAUCCUCCCAAGGUGGGCAGUGCCAGUCUGUCCAGCGGCCGGCUCCACAAGAGGAAACACAAACACAAGCAUAAGCACAAGGAAGACCGGAUUCUGGGGGCCCACGACAACCUGAGUGGUCUCUUUGCAGGCAAAGCCACAAGCUUCUCCAGCCACAUCCUGAGUGAGCGGCUGAGUGGCGCCAACAAAGAGCUCCCAUUGGUGACUGAGAAGAACAAGCAUAAAGAGAAGCAGAAACACCAGCACAGCGAAGCCAGCCACAAAGCUUCUAAGAACAACUUUGAGGUGGACACCCUGUCUACGCUGUCACUUUCCGAUGCCCAGCAUUGGACGCAGGCCAAGGACAAAGGUGACUUGAGCAGUGAGCCUGCAGACUCAUGCACAAAAAGGUACUUGGGCAGUGGUGGGGACGGUGGUGGCACGAGAGCGGAGAGCCUGGACAUGUUCAGUGAAAUGAACCCUUCAGCUGACAAGUGGGACAGUGACAUGAGUGGGAGUAAGAGGAGGAGCUACGAAGGCUUUGGGACAUACAGGGAAAAGGACAUCCAGGCCUUCAAGAUGAACCGCAAAGAGAGAAGUUCUUACGACUCCUCCAUGUCUCCAGGGAUGCCAAGUCCCCACUUAAAAGUGGACCAAAUGGCAACACACAGUAAGAACGACGGCUCUGUGUCUGCUGUGAUGACCAGGAAGAAGCCAGCCACAGUUGACAGCGUUGCGAUCCCACCCACACCAGUGUUGUCUCUCCUUGCUGCGUCUGCUGCGACGUCGGACACAGCCAGUUCCUCACUUAAGAAGCGAUUUAAGCGGCGGGAGAUCGAAGCCAUCCAGUGCGAGGUGCGCAAGAUGUGCAAUUACACCAAGAUUCUGUCCACCAAGAAGAACCUGGACCACGUGAACAAGAUCCUGAAGGCCAAGAGGCUGCAGAGACAAUCAAAGACAGGCAACAACUUCGUCAAGAAGCGGAGAGGGCGACCCCGAAAGCAGCCCAACCAGUUCGAUGAGGACUCCAGAGACCAAAUGCCGGUGCUGGAAAAAUGCAUCGACCUUCCCAGCAAAAGGGGUCAGAAGCCGAGCCUGAGCCCCCUGGUCCUGGAGCCCGCCGCCAGCCAAGACACCAUCAUGGCCACGAUCGAGGCGGUGAUCCACAUGGCCCGGGAGGCACCGCCCCUGCCGCCGCCGCCACCGCCCCUGCCACCGCCACCGCCGCCGCCGCCGCCACCGCCGCCGCCGCUGCCCAAGGCGCCCCGCGGAGGAGGGAAGAGGAAACACAGACCUGCUUCGGCCGCUCAGCCCCCGCCGCAGCCGGCCACGCAGCAGCCCCUUCCCCAGGAAGAGGAGGUGAAGGCCAAAAGGCAGAGGAAGUCCCGAGCGAGUGAGAGCGAUGUCCUUCCCUAGGGUGGGUCUGGACGUCUGAACCUGGGGCUGCGGGAACGGACACGUUGGAAGUGCAGUGAGCCGGGCGCGGCCGAAUCCCCGCCGCAGGGACACCGAUGCGCUUCUCUCCAGAAGCUGGGCAGGCAGAAUCGGGCCAGAUGACGGGGCUGAGCCAUCAGGAGCUCUUGGGAAAGCAAAGCAGGGGGACGCCUUCUAAAGAAGCUUGUCUGUGCUUUACAGCAGUUCCCGGCCAAGCGGCGCUUGAGAAUGACUGGGUCCUUCCCAGGCUAGCGGAGGACCCAAGGAGGAGGAGAGAGCUGGCGGUCCACUCUGACAGCCACCUGACCUCCGCGCCCAAGGUGCGCCCUUGAUUCCGUUUGCUGGCCAGGAAAAUGGAAAGGGAAAUGCCCGCCAUUAGGAAACAUUCCAAGGGGAGAAAAGCUGCAAAUUUCUCAACUGGCUUUGUUGCAACCCACUUGUAUUUAAUUGGUUUUUAUUUCUUUCGGUUUUUCAAGCUCAGCUAGGCUUUGGGGCACCAACAUCAUCUUCAGGUGGCCUGAUAUGGUUAACCGUACAGUUUCUCAGAUGGAUUCAUAUCAGAAGGUGGAAUUCUCUUGAUAGGCAACCUUAGACAUUCAUUCAUAUGCUUCUGUAGCCUCCUCUGUCCCACACAUUGAUACUUAGCAUCAUCUGUUCCUAUUUUUCCUUCGUCCAUUGUACUUCCAUAUACCUUUUCACUAACUUGCUGCCUUCUUUUCCUUGGUACCCACCUAAAUAAUGUAAACUUUACCUGUGUUGUAACGUUCACCCUUGGCAUGCUGUCCCAAGGAACUUGGCUUUGAAUCCCAAUCAUUGUGAAACAGAUUCUCAGUAUUGAUAGAGCCUUUUUAAUAAGUGAUUUAGAGCAGCCAAGGACAUGUUGACUCCGGUGUCAACCAGGUUAUUUUUAUACUUAAAACAUGUCAGCAGAGAAUAGGCAGAAUAAAAUGGUUGUAUUAACCCCCAGCAAAUGGAAUAACUGACGGAUUACCAAAAACUGAAACCCCAGACUCACGAGACAAGUGUGUAGCAAUGCCUUGGUAUGUGAUUUUUUGUUUCAUACAGCUAACUUUCAUAAGUCAUUUACAAAAGGAAGCAGACAAUAGAAGUCCAUUAUCUCUUAGUAAUUAUUUCUUAAAAGCAAAUGGGAGUAAGUGUUCUUAUCUGAAAAAUAAAAAUGCUCAAAGGGUAUCACCACUCCAAUUGUAUCAAGCCACCUUGGACAAAGUAUCCAAAUUGUGGUUGCCUUAAUAAACUAAGACAUUUUUGUACAUAAUGUAAUUAUAAAUUUAUCAGUCUGCAUGGAUGCAAACUGUGUGUGACAAAUCGUCUUUUUAAAUGGUCAAUUUCAACUGUACAUUUCUCAUCCAAGUUGUACUCUAGCCAUUGGUUUAGCGUGGACAGAUAUUCCAACUCUAUUAUCCAUUUCCACAGCCCAAGUAAAACAUGUUCAAAACACUCAGAAUGAAAAUGAACUUAUUCCAUUGCCGUAGAUGUUUUCUAAAAGUCAGAUGUGGAAAUUUCAAAUAAGUAUUUUCAAUUUCCCCCCUCACUUCCUCCCCUUACCUUCCUGAAGACAUCAAACACCUGGCAUGGUAGAUUAUAAAAAGAGAGACACUGAGAGACAGAAUUACAUUUUCUAAUGGGAAUUAGAAUAUCUGGUUUACCUCCAAAUUAAGUUUCUUUACAGGAAGUUAGGACCAGCUGGAAAUAGUAUUAUCACUUCAGAACACACCAUUAUUUCCUUAGAGAAAUGAAUGUUUGUUGGUAACAUAGGAGAAUAAGGGAUGGAGUAUCUUUGGAAGUAAAUUUUAAAAUCCCAAUAUAUGCUUGCAAACAUCACCACUCUAUUGUGGCACCAACAGUUGGUUGGAAUUACCCACAGAGCCAUUCUCUUCUGCACUGUCACCAUGGACUUCACAUUAUUUGCUGCCCACUAGGUCAGUCACAUUUUAUCCCAGCAAUAUGUAAGUUUAGAGGAAUGCAUCCUCCUGUACUUUAAAGCUUGUAUCAUAGGUACUCAGUUUGUGACCUAGGUUGACCUUUGGCAUUUCACGCAAGUUGAACAGCAAAAUCAAACCAGCCACUUUCAAUUUGUCAUUCCCAAGCCAUGUCUGAGUGGUUCCAAAGUCACUCAAGAGGAAGGUUUAAAUUAGCCCCUCUCACCCCACCAUUGCUAUGAAAGAGCAACCAUUUUCAUUCCAAUUAAGCCAUAAAGAAGUUUCUCUCCUGUUGGAUUUUGAAAAUCAUUUCCUUUUUUUUUUGCCCUUCUUCUUUUCGGCCUUUUACUAUUUCCCCAACCAAGUCUGCAAGCAGACAAAAUCUCCCUGCAGAGGGGAAGGAGCUGGCAUCUACGCUUCUUAAAGAAGGACCCAAAGCUUAAUUGGCAUUAACCUCAAGUAGGUAAGAAAUUUCAAAUAACUUUAGUAUACACUAGAAUUUCCAAGCCUAUGAAAGGUAUUCCCAGAGAGAGACAGCAGAGUUACAGCUUAUAUGCAAAAUUUAAGACUUGAGGAAUAGACUGGAAAGCUGCAGAGGACCAAAACUGAGACCUGCUAGUGAGCUUGGAGGUGGAGGCAACCCAGUCACCAGUACAGAUUCCUCUCUCCUCACCCAGCCCCUCCUUCAGUAUCGCAUUGCUUUUUUCUUUUUUUACUUUUGUUUCUGCUAGCCUAUGUCAUCCCAGCACAACCAUUUCCUCAUUUUCUAACCACUCCCUCUCCAUUAGCCUCUCCUGUCCAGGCUCAACACUGGGCCAGUCCAGUUUCACAUGUUGUUGGUUGGAGAACCGGGAUGAGCACCCAGCUCCCCUGACCUGCAUUGCAGAGGUCUCUAGCCACCAACACUGCCUCCUGGAGCUGCGUUUUUAUUUAGAGAUGUCAUUUGGGAUGCAUGAGAUUCUGUAAACAGCGCCACAGAUUUAUUUCAUAAUAAGAGAAAUCGCUUGGUUUUCUUUUUCUUUUUUUUCUUCUGGAACAUUUGCCUACAGAAGGCAGGCUUGAACCCACUUAUCAUAUAGAGAGUCUGAUGAGGGAUAAGCAAGGGAUGAAAUUGAGAUAUAAAAGCCUUGCUGAAAGUGAUGAUGGGUCUCUGAUCCACCUUCAUAAGUGGCUGGGGAGCCACUUGCUUUUUACGCCUCACCUCCAAUGAGAGGAACAGAAGUUUACCUUCCUCAGAUAAAAUGGCUCUGGCUACAAACCAAGGAAGACAGGUCGAAGGAAAGGAGAGCAUGUCAGGGGCUGUGUGAUAUGGAAGGAAUAGGACUCAAAAGCCACUGACAGCGCAGAGUAGGUGACUAAGGACUGACAGAGGAUUAGCAUGUUAACUUGACUGCUGUCGGGAGUGGGAGGCAAUGUUCGGUGGCAGUCAUAAUUUGUGUCCUGCUCAUUGCUGGAUCUAUAAAUAUGAUAAGUAAGUGGUGACAGAGUUAUAGUAUAAGGUGAUGUACUACAUGCAGAUCAUAAAGGAUUUGGUUUUAGUACUUGAGUAGAAAAUCCCACUCCUACAGCUUAUUACUCAACAAUAUUCAGAUAAUGAGUUUGGGGAGAAUAUUUUUUCCCUACCACUAGGAAGAUUUACCUGGGAACUGUCUAAAGACCGUACAUAUAUUUCCAAAGCCUUUAAAUGCCAACUGUAGCAUGGAGGGGAGGGGGAUGGCAGAAGCCAAAAUGCCUCAAAAGCCAUGUAAGUGUUACAUUGUGGGAUUUUCAGUCCUUCUCAUUAUGGAAAAGUAGAUAAAUAUAGAUUACUCUCAACAGUACCCUAUAGAAUCACAAUGGUUCAAAUGCCACAGCUUACAGAUAAUGUCAUCACAGUGCCUAGAAACUCAAACUGUAAUAUACCAUAGCAUUUUCUUGGUGUUUUUUAAAGUUUCUUUCCACAGUACAAGGCACCCCUGCCUCUUGUUUCUUAGAGAGUUCACCCCCCUGAUGAGUCUUCCUUCUUUGAUGGACUCGGUCACUUGGGGAACAGUCUUAGAAGCACAUAUCAACCAAGGAAGAAACUUCCUGGAUCUCUAUUGCCCACUUGCCCAGGUAUAAUAAACACUAAAGGGGGGAAAAAUUGAAAAAGGCUGCCACUGGUCAACACAGAAGGGCAGUUCCAACCUAGGUUGGUGUCUUUCUUUUUCUUCCUUUUUAAAAAAAUCUAUUUCUUAAAUAAUAAUAAGUGCACAUGAUGUGUUAAAUAUGUAUAUAUAUAUUUCAAAAGAAAAAAUGGGGCACAAGAUUGUCUUAUAAGUCGUGCUGGCUAAUUUUUAGUUUGUAUUCAUAAGUGGUUUUUAAAAGCCUUUUUUAAAGUGUAAUUUGCAUGUUCUACUUUGACUGUAUGUAAACAUAUUUUAGAACAAAAAAUGUAUUUGUAUUUUAUUGAAUAUAGAGGCAAGAAAAAUUGUACAUUGUUUGAAAUGUUCUUUUUGUAACAGUUUUUAUUCAUAAAGCAUUUUUGUACAUUUAAAAUGAACAUGGACUUGCUGUUAUUUGAGGCGUAGAUACAUCUGGCAUGCUUUACUGUCAUGCUCCUCCAUGGUCUUAGAUGUUGGGUUUUAAACAUUUUUUUCUAAAAGAAAGCUCAGUCUUUUUUGCUACCAGAUCAGGUUAGCACAGUAUAGAGCACUUAACUAUUAAAAAAAAAAGUUAAUCCUAUUCAUAUGUUAUUCAUUGUGUGAAAUUAAAGGCAUUCAAUUCAG
This is a messenger RNA of Manis pentadactyla (Chinese pangolin), 10592 nucleotides long. RefSeq names its product SET binding protein 1 (gene SETBP1). Lineage: Eukaryota; Metazoa; Chordata; Mammalia; Pholidota; Manidae. The record is from RefSeq and is a predicted model, not a curated record. Bases 1097 to 5887 code for a protein of 1596 amino acids. The transcript has 6 exons. Gene Ontology annotation, molecular function: DNA binding.